CUGCCUGCUUUCAAAGCGUGUGUCCCUAGGUCGACCUGUUCAUGUCUACCCUCUCCAACUGAAUAUCAGUCAUGUCCCGUUGUCUCGUUCUGGCUCGGUUCGCGCUCGGUUCUUUCCAGAAAACAAAUUUACGGUUAUUGUCAUGUGCACGAGGCCUGAACAACCGAAGUGUCUCGCGCCCCUUGACUGGAGGCUUGCAGGUUAGACAGCUGCAGAGGUGGAGCAGUCCACAUCAGUUGUGGGGGCCGCAGUCGUCCUGUCUGGGCUUCUGCCAGCAAUCUUACUACAGCACUCAGGAGGUGGAGAAGGAACCAGAGAAAGAAUUGGAGAAAGAGCCGGAGGAGGAGCCUCUGCACACCAUCAUCAGCGAUACAGAGUCUGUGCAAGGCAGUUUCUCUAAACAUGAAUUUCAAGCUGAAACUAAAAAACUUCUGGACAUUGUUGCCAGGUCCUUGUACUCUGAAAAAGAGGUGUUCAUCAGAGAGCUGAUCUCUAAUGGCAGCGACGCUCUGGAAAAGCUGCGGCACAAAAUGAUCACAUCCAGUGGGGAAACGGCUCCAUUGGAGAUCCACCUGCAAACUGAUGCUUCAAAAGGAACAUUUACCAUCCAGGAUACUGGAGUUGGUAUGAACAGUGAGGAGUUGGUGGCUAACCUGGGUACCAUCGCACGCUCAGGUUCCAAGGCAUUCUUGGAUGCACUGCAGAACCAAGCGGAGGCUAGCAGCACCAUCAUUGGUCAGUUUGGAGUCGGCUUCUACUCCGCCUUCAUGGUGGCUGACCAUGUUGAUGUUUUCACCCGCUCUGCAGAGCCUGAUGCACCUGGAUACAAGUGGUCUUCAGAUGGCUCAGGAGUUUUUGAGGUUGCUGAAGCCAGCGGCGUUCAGCAGGGGACUAAAAUCGUGCUUCACCUCAAAGAUGAUUGCAAAGAGUUUUCUUCUGAGGACAGAGUUAAAGAGGUUGUAACAAAGUACAGCAACUUUGUCAGCUUCCCCAUCUUCCUGAACGGCCGGAGGCUCAACACGCUGCAGGCCUUGUGGAUGAUGGAUCCGAAGGAGAUCAGUGACUGGCAGCACGAAGAGUUCUAUCGUUACGUCGCUCAGGCCUACGACAAGCCCCGCUACACUCUGCACUACCGCGCCGACGCCCCACUCAACAUUCGAAGUAUCUUUUAUGUACCUGAGUCGAAGCCGAGCAUGUUUGACGUGAGCAGGGAGAUGGGCUCCAGUGUGGCUCUGUACAGCAGGAAGGUCCUGAUCCAGACCAAAGCCACCGAUAUCCUGCCCAAAUGGCUGCGCUUCCUGAGAGGUGUUGUGGACAGUGAAGAUAUUCCUCUGAACCUGAGCAGAGAACUGUUACAAGAAAGCGCCCUCAUCAGGAAGCUUCGGGACGUUUUGCAGCAGAGAGUGAUUCGCUUCCUGCUGGACCAGAGCAGGAAGGAGCCUGAGAAGUACGGCAAGUUCUUUGAUGAUUACGGCCUCUUCAUCAGGGAGGGUAUAAUCACCGUCCAGGAACAGGAUGUAAAGGAGGACAUUGGAAAGCUGUUGAGGUUCGAGUCGUCGGCUUUGCCAGCCGGCCAGCAGACAAAUCUGAUCGAGUACGCCUCUCGCAUGAAGGCCGGCACGCGAAACAUCUACUACCUGUGCGCCCCCAACCGACACCUAGCAGAGCACUCCCCCUACUACGAGGCCAUGAAGAAGAAAGACAUGGAGGUCCUGUUCUGCUACGAGCAGUUUGACGAGCUCACCCUGCUCCACCUCAGGGAGUUCGACAAGAAGAAGCUGAUCUCGGUCGAGACGGACAUCGUGGUGGAUCACUACAAGGAGGAGAAGUUUGAGGACUCCAAGCCAGAGUCGGAGCGGCUGACGCAGGAGCAGGCCGAUGACCUGAUGGCCUGGAUGAAGAACACUUUAGGUCCAAGAGUCACCAACGUAAAGCUUACACCUCGUUUGGACACCCACCCUGCCAUGAUUACCGUGCUGGAAAUGGGCGCUGCACGCCACUUCCUCCGCACUCAGCAGCUGGCGCGCUCCGCCGAGGAGAGAGCUCAGAUCCUGCAGCCCACGCUAGAGAUCAACGCAGGACACAAUCUGGUCAAGAAGUUGUACGAGCUGAAGGACACAAACUCUGAACUGGCUGGACUGUUACUGGAUCAGAUUUAUGACAAUGCCAUGAUCACGGCAGGCUUGAAUGAUGAUCCACGACCGAUGAUUUCCCGCCUCAAUGAGCUCCUGACUAAAGCUUUGGAGAACCACUGACGGUUUCCUGCAGUUUAUCAGAAAUGAGAAUUUAAAGACUGAAACAGGCAGUGAAGUGCUUCUAAAGAAAAACUACGACCCUUCACACCUCAUGGAGCGCUUCAUUUCUGCUGAUUUACUGCACACAUUGAACUAAAACAGUAAAAAAAUGGAAUGAAAAUGAGCUGCUGGAAGCUCCUCCGUCCACACAGUUUGUCUUUCAGGUGCGUUUGUAGUUUUAAGAUGGCUGCCGGUAGUUGUGCUUAUUUCAGUGACUUUCACAUUCCCAUCCUACUUUGGUUGGUCGAUAACUUUUUACACUUAAUUACAGGUAAAAUAAAUCUAGCUCAAAGUGUCACAUUAUGUAAAGCAGCUACAGGAAACUGGUGUUCUUCAAAAGGUCCAGCCAAUCCAAACUCAUCUAUAAACAUCAGGAGAAAAUGGAAGAAAUUCUAACUGCUAAUAAAAAGGGCCAUAUUUUGUUUUUUAAAUUAACAAACGACUAGAAUACUCCAACCUGGAUACUAUUAACAGUGACUUUAAUUAAAAAAACUUGUAAAAUGAUUUUUUUCAAAGUUUCUUUGUUGUAAGAAUCAAAACAUAAGAAACCCAAGCUUCAACAAAUCAUCCUUUAACUGCAGUCUGCGUGAAGCGCAGGAGGAGAUGAGUCCAAGUUGUCCUCUGCUGCAGUUUCAGCAGCCCAGUACUGUCAGUCCAUCUGAACCACAUCAGGCUGGCACAAGCCGUCGACUCCACAGCGCACGUUUCCCUUCGUGAGCCAUCCUUAAAGUCUCACCUGACUGGUGUGGUGCAUUAAAUAGUCUUACAUGUCAGGAGAGUUUGUCUAUGUUGGCCAAGAAGCGCUGGGCCCACCAUUCAUCAAGAUCUAUGGGAACAAAACCUGAGGAGAAAAAAAUG
Molecule: messenger RNA, 3152 nt
Organism: Nematolebias whitei (Rio pearlfish)
Lineage: Eukaryota; Metazoa; Chordata; Actinopteri; Cyprinodontiformes; Rivulidae
Gene: trap1
Product: TNF receptor-associated protein 1
Exons: 18
Coding region: 72-2255 (727 amino acids)
Biological process (GO): protein folding
Cellular component (GO): mitochondrial inner membrane
Molecular function (GO): ATP-dependent protein folding chaperone; ATP binding; ATP hydrolysis activity
Source: RefSeq, a predicted model, not a curated record